AUGUUUCACUUAUCUUUCGGGUUUCAACUGUCUUUGUUACAAGAGAGGGUGGAGUUGGUGAAUUUGAAAAAUCAACUUAAAAAUCGAGAAAAGCUGGACAGUUUUAUUAUGUUAGAGUCAAGGAAUAAAUGCUUUGAUACCACUCUCAAAAUUGACCUCAGAGAUCAAGAACCACAGGAAGCGAUUUCGUUUUUAAAAAUCCAUAUAUGGAUCGGCUACAACCUCAGAACUGUGCGUCACAUAAAUGCAAUAACCGGAAAUACAAAUCAAGAUUUGAGGUUAAAGUUAAAGAUCAGUAAUUUCUUAUUUCAUACAAAUGUUCGUUCUGAAGAAAAUAGCAACAGAGAUGGAUUUGAUAUUGCAUUUUAUCCCGGCGAAAAAGACGCUAUCUUUCCUUUUGAAGAGAUUCGGCCGGGGAAUGAUUCUGAUGUACAAAGUUGGGAGAGAGUUUUACAAUCUUUAUUAUCGUGUAACAAGUUUCAUGAAAAUAUUAACUUACAAGAUGUUGGAACAAUUGCCGACUGUAGAGAUUUCAAGGACCAAACAUCAGAAAUGGAAACUCAAGUCAUAUAUGUUGAGAAGCUUGUUGAAGAGUUUAUAUCUACCGGACAACUAAAACUUGCAAAUGAAUGGAAACAACAUGCAAAAGCAUCAAGAAAGAAGAUAGAUAAUGAUAAGAAGAAAAAUAGCUUCAAGCUAAUUGAGUUGAGGCAUAAAGAAAUUCGAAAUCAAAUAAUUUUUGAUUUACAUGGUCUCCAUACUGAUGAAGCUCUAUGGUUUGUAAAGCUUCAUCUAUUCUUGUUUUAUAACCUUCGGACUGUAAAAGUGAUAUAUGUAAUCACUGGGCAUGGUGAAUCUAGAGCAAAUGUUUCGGUGCUGAAAGAGAAGGUCGGUAAACUGUUAAAAAAAAUUGGAAUCCAACCUCUACUUUCAAAUAAAGGCCAAUAUGAAAUACAACUUCCUGAGGAACAAAAAGAUUUUAACUGUUUGUUGGAUAAUUCAGAUUGUAAUUGA
This is a messenger RNA of Lactuca saligna, 1014 nucleotides long. The record is from the annotation of a GenBank genome assembly. NCBI's taxonomy places the organism in Eukaryota, Viridiplantae, Streptophyta, Magnoliopsida, Asterales, Asteraceae.